Lagopus muta (rock ptarmigan) is the source of this 3877-nucleotide messenger RNA. It is a transcript of the gene DTL, whose product is annotated as denticleless E3 ubiquitin protein ligase homolog. The record is from RefSeq and is a predicted model, not a curated record. Gene Ontology annotation, biological process: mitotic G2 DNA damage checkpoint signaling; proteasome-mediated ubiquitin-dependent protein catabolic process. Gene Ontology annotation, molecular function: protein binding; protein-macromolecule adaptor activity. The transcript has 15 exons. The coding region runs from base 17 to 2263 and encodes 748 amino acids. Lineage: Eukaryota; Metazoa; Chordata; Aves; Galliformes; Phasianidae. Gene Ontology annotation, cellular component: nucleus.
GCGUAGCUGUUGUCCAAUGAGAGAGCGGAGAUGCGUUUGGCGGGUCGGUCGGUGGCGGGAGUUCGGUACCGCUCCGCCGGUCCGCGGGCUCUUGGCCAUGCUGUGCCGCGCUCUGCUCCGCCGCGCCGCCGGGCACCGUGAGUACCGUCAGUCUUCACCGCUUCCCCUGCAGCAUCUCUUGGACGGCUAUAAGUGCAGCCGAGAAGAUGAUCACCUCUCCUACGGAGAAAUCGGAAUGCCCGUCCCUCCCUUCGGCUGCAGCUUUUCUGCAGCCCCAAAUUUUGAGCAUGUAUUGGCAGUUGCAAAUGAAGAAGGAUUUGUCAGACUGUAUGAUACUGAAGCUCAAAAUACCACCAAACUGAUCUCUAAGGAAUGGCAGGCUCAUUCAAAUGCUGUGUUUGACCUUGCCUGGGUACCUGGAGAGCACAGGAUUGUCACUGCUUCAGGAGAUCAGACAGCCAAGGUGUGGGAUGUGAGAGCUGGGGAGCUGCUUGGCAUAUGCAAAGGUCACCAGUGUAGCCUCAAGUCAGUUGCUUUUUCUAGGUUUGAAAAAGCUGUUUUCUGUACCGGAGGCAGAGAUGGAAACAUCAUGGUUUGGGACACCAGAUGCAACAAGAAAGAUGGAUUUUACAGGCAGGUGAAUCAAAUCAGCGGAGCACACAACGUGGUUGACAAGCAGACUCCUUCCAAGCUGAGGAAGAAGAGGCAGAACCUGAGAGGACUUGCUCCCUUGGUGGAUUUCCAGCAGAGUGUAACUGUGGUGCUGCUUCAAGACGAGCAUACUCUUAUUUCUGCAGGAGCUGUUGAUGGUGUGAUCAAAGUGUGGGACUUGCGCAAGAACUAUACAGCUUACCGGCAGGAUCCUGUGCCUUUCAAGUCUUUUUUCUAUCCUGGCACCAGCACUCGCAAACUUGGGUAUUCUAGUCUUGUGUUGGAUUCCACUGGUGCUAAUCUGUUUGCUAACUGCACUGAUGACAGUAUCUAUAUGUUCAACAUGACAAGUUUAAAGUCCUUUCCAGUGGCAGUUUUCAGCGGACACCAGAAUUCUACCUUUUACAUCAAAUCCAGUAUUAGCCCAGAUGACCAGUUCCUGGUUAGUGGCUCAAGUGACUGCAACGCGUACAUCUGGAAGGUUUCUGAACCCAGCCUGCCUCCACGGAUCCUUGUUGGCCACUCUCAAGAGGUUACCUCCAUUGCUUGGUGUCCUUCAGACUUCACUAAGAUUGCCACAUGCUCUGAUGACAACACCGUAAGGAUCUGGCGCCUACAACAUUGUCCUGAGGAGGAAAAGUCAGUGUCCAACAGAGCCAGGUUGGUGGGCUGGGUCACACAGAAGAAAUCAGAAGAACAAGAUGGAGCAGGACAUUCAGCCAGCCCACAGGAUACUCCUGCCAAGGCUUUCUCAGUGGGCAACCCAUGUGCUUCCUCACCACGUCCAGCUGCCUGUGCUCCCAGUUAUUCUGGAGACCUUCCUCUUUCUACAAACACUCCAACAGUCUCUUUCAAAACUCAAAUGGCCACAGUCUGUACACCAGCAAAGCUGAGUGGAGCCAGCCCACGUGCUUCUCCCAAACUGGUGCCUUCCUCCAAAAUGUCCAUUAAACACUGGAUUGCCAGGACUCCAUGCUCUUCCCCAGAAGUUGGAAAAAAGACACCUUCCCCUAGAAAAGCCCUGGCAGAAGUCACACAAAGUCUCUUGGAAACACCUAGCACUCCUAAAGCACAAUACUCACAGGCUGAAAAGCGUGCCAAGAGAAGGCUGGACUGCAGCAAGGAAGAUGAAGCGGGGCAGAAGUGUCUGCAGGCCUGUAGCUGUGUGACUGAACUGGACCAUGUGGCUAAGAAGUCCAAGCUAAAUUUAUGUCACUUGGCUGCAGGCCAAAGAGCUUGUGAUGAGGGCUCUCUAAAUCUGGCUGACUUGGAUAAUGAAGAAUCAAGCCACAGCUCAAAAGAGCUUUCUUUUUCUGGAAGCCUUGUUAAUCCGUCCAGCACUCAAACUCCCCCUCUUGUUUUGCAGUCUCCCUGCGAGAGAGACUCAGAUGUAGUAGAUAAAGAAAAUAGUUCACCAGAAAGAAAAAACUGGCUGUCUGCUCUGGGAGAGAAGCUGCGGACUGGCAAAGCUGGCAGCCCCCCAUCAUCUUACAACUCCAGCGCAAAACGUCAAGAGGCUGCAGUAGUGACCACCUCACCGAAAACUGCUGUAACCACUUCAGUUUCCAUGAGGAAGAUCUGCACAUACUUCCACAGAAAGCCACAGAAUUGACUGAAGUAGUGUGUGGUUGUUGCACCUGAUGAUGUUGGAUGUUGACACUGUGGCAUUGAGACCAGAUUUAGCACCACUGACAGAACAAUACGCCAGCAUUACACAGUUUGUUGUUGGACAUUGGUAAACUUCUGUUUUAAAGCCUAUUAACACUUGAAAUCAUCAGAGCACGGAAGAUAUGUAUGAUACGUAGAGAUUCCUGCUCUUGUAUUCAUGUCAGGUAACGGAUCAUUUUGAUAGAGAAAACAGAAUUUUUUACAUGACAACUGUUAUAAAGAGAGCAACUGCAUAUGCUGACAGGCACAUGAAACUUAUCCUUUGAUGUUACUAGUCUGCCAUUGAAACUUUCUUUGUUUAAGAAUACUGUGUGAGACAUUGUGCCCUCCAGAAAAGUAUAUGUUGCAUGUCCAGAAGCCCAUUGUGGAGGAAGAGCUGAACUACUUCGUGCUGAAUGGCAUUUCCAGUUAGUCCUCCUACAGCACCAUCUACUCAAUUCCAGCAAGGAGGUUUUGAAUGUAUAAAUACAAAAGAAUUUUAAAUGCCCUUGUGUCCAUCUCCAUUCAAUGGCACAACUGGUGAUUAUAGUCUGAAAGAAGAGAGGGUAUAAUCGAGUACUUAAUGCCUUUACUUUUCUUGCCAUUGCUUUCUUCCUCAAAGGCUGAAAACUUCAGUAAUUACCAACAUAGUUGGCAUUUGGACCAUUAGCACUAGAGCUGUAGAGGCCAACAGCUUGUCACUUCUCCGAAAUAAAAUAUGGGCAAGGUGUGUUACAAAAAUUAUUGCCAAACAGCAUUCCAUAACAACUGGUUGCUUGGUGACUUCUUACAGAUCUAGCCUGAGGCAAAGACAUUAAUAACUGCUUGUAAAAUACCUUUAUGACACUUUUAUAAUAUGGUAUUUAUUAAAUAAUAGCUUGUAAAUGGGGGGCCACUUCACAUUUUAGAAAGCACUUCACAAAGUUUACAGAUUAAAAUUUUACAUGCUUUGCCAUCUUGAAGUCAUCACUGGUACUGGUGGAACAAGAUCACUAGCUGAAAUAAGUUCACUGGCCUGCUGGCUAAUGAUACUGAUUCCAAGGUCAUUGUUUCCACAGGGGUAGCUUGUAGAAGAUCUGUAUCUUAGAUUUGAGUAUUUACUCUGUCUUUUGGUAUGAUGGUUUCUAUAAACUUUAAAAAUAAAUAAAUAAAAAACUACAAUCCCAAUUAAGUCUUUUUGCUGCAAAAGUGCUGAGGUAUUUAAAGGGGAUGUGUUCCAACUAACCCAUGUUUUCUGACUGAAGUUUUCCCACCUACUUUACAGCAUUGAAAAGUGCAGUAGCUGAAAGGAUUAAGAUCCUGGUUUAUUUGCUGUGUAUUGUAUUUUGCAAGGAAAUAAAUGACAUGAAAGAAACUGGCUUUUGUAAAAGUUCUCUCACAGCUACAAAGCAAAAGUAAAUGGGUAAAAAAAAAAAAACAAACACUAGUCAUCAUCAAGCUGCAGCUUUUAGUAGGAGCACUUACUAUGUAUAAGGACCAGGAAAACUUCCUCUUGUUUACUAAAUUACAAGCCAUUACUGUAUGAGCUUUGAGGAGAUGUUAUUAAGUUAGAAGAAAGCAGGAAAGAGAGUGUAGUUCU